UGACGUCAGCCCCCGACAGCCGCGAGCUGCUCACUUGGCUCUCGCCCUUCGGCCGGGAAGCAUGGGGCUGCCCAGGCUGGUCUGCGCCUUCGUGCUCGCCUUGUGCUACUGCGGUCGCCGCGCCUCGGGUGUGCCUGGAGAGGCAGAGCAGCCCACACCCGAGCUGGUGGAGGUGGAAGUGGGCAGCACGGCCCUUCUGAGGUGCCCCUUGGACGCCCCAGGCAACCUCAGCCAUGUGGACUGGUUUGUUGUCCACAAGGAGAAGCGAACGCCCAUCUUCCAUGUGCGCCAGGGCCAGGGCCAGAGCGAACCGGGCGAGUACCAACACCGCCUCAGCCUCCAGGGCCCAGGGACCGCUCUGGCCGUGGCUCAAGUUGGCCCUCACGAUGAGCGAGUCUUCCUAUGUCAGAGCAGGCGCCCCCGAUCACAGGAGCACCGCAUCCAGCUCCGAGUCUACAAAGCUCCAGAGGAGCCAACCAUCCAGAUCAGUUCCAAGGGCAUCUCCGUUUACAGCCAGGAGCCACAGGAGGUUGCCACCUGCAUGGGGAGGAAUGGAUACCCCCUCCCUCAGGUCGUCUGGUACAAGAACAGACAGGCCCUGAAGGAGGAGAAGAAUCGCAUCCACAUUCAGUCGUCACAGAUCGUAGAGUCGAACGGCUUGUACACCUUGCAGAGCAUCCUGAAGGCUCAGCUGGUUAAGGAAGACAAGGAUGCCCAGUUUUACUGUGAGCUCAGCUACCGGCUGCCCAGUGGAAACCACAUGAAAGAAUCUAGGGAAGUCACUGUCCCCGUUUUCUACCCUGCAGAAAGGGUAUGGUUGGAAGUGGAGCCCGUGGGAAUGCUGAAGGAAGGGGACCACGUGGAAAUCAGGUGUCUGACUGAUGGCAAUCCUGCGCCCCACUUCACCAUCAGCAAGAAGAACCCAAACACCAAGGAGAUGGAGGAGCAGGAAACCCCUGACAAUGGCAUCCUGGUCUUGGAUCCUGCCCAGAAGCAGCACAGCGGGGACUACCAGUGUCAGAGCUUGGACUUGGAAGACAUGACAUCACUGUCAAGUGAAACCCAGGAGCUUCUGGUGAACUAUGUGUCAGAUGUUGAAGUGAGUCCCGCAGUGCCCGAGGGCCAGGAAGGCAGCAGCCUCACACUGACCUGUAAGGCAGAGAGUAACCAGGACCUUGAGUUCCAGUGGCUGAGAGAAAAGACAGGCCAGGUGCUGCAAGAGGGGUCAACACUUCAAUUACUGGACCUGAAACGGGAGGCAGAGGGUGGCUACCGCUGCAUGGCAUAUGUGCCCAGUGUACCAGGCCUGAACCGCACACAGCUGGUCAAUGUGGUCAUUUUUGGGCCCCCCUGGAUGGCAGUAAGAGAGAAGAGAGUGUGGGUGAAAGAGGACACAGUGCAAAACCUGACCUGUGAGGCAUCAGGGCACCCUCGACCUGUCAUCUCCUGGAACGUCAAGGGCAUGGAAAGUAAACAAGAAGAGCUCGACCCACAGAGGGUACUGGGCACCCUGAGUGUCCUUGUGACCCCAGAGCUGCUGGAGACAGGCGUACAAUGCACAGCUUCCAACUCCCUGGGCAGAAACACCACCACCAUCUUCCUGACGCAGGUCGGCUUAACCACCCUCACACCAGACUCCAGCACAGCUGCUGGCCCCAGCACCUCCACAGUCAGUCUCAGUCCUCAUGCCAGAGCCAACAGCACCUCCCCAGAAAAAAAGCUGCCAGAGCAGGAGAGCAAGGGCGUGGUCAUCGUGGCUGUGAUUGUGUGCAUCCUGGUCCUGGCUCUGCUGGGCGCCGUCCUCUAUUUCUUCUACAAGAAGGGCAAGCUGCCCUGUGGGCGGUCAGGCAAACAGGAGAUCACGAUGCCCCCGUCUCGUAAGAGUGAAUUUGUAGUUGAAGUUAAGUCAGAUAAGCUCCCAGAAGAGAUGGGCCUCCUACAGGGCAGCACCGCUGACAAGAGGGCUCCAGGAGACCAGGGAGAGAAAUACAUCGAUGUGAGGCAUUAGCCCCUGAGCCCCACUCAGCUCCUAGUCUGGAAUGUUUCUGCCUCCCUGCUCACUCUUCUCCCCAGCCAAAGCCCCCAAAGAGACUACAGAGAAGACCCGUUCCACACCUGCAGACUGUUCCAGAGGCCCACCGGGCCCCUUCCAUCCUGGGAAGGACCUCACUUAACCCUGGAGGCCCCCUUUCAGAGCCUGGGCCGUGCUCAUGCCAAGAAGGGGUCCAGUCUCCCGAGGGUGGGCGAGUUUCUUACAGGAAGUGUUUUCUCUGUACAGUGGUAUGGCUGUAGAACUAUCUUUGCCCAGCAGUGGCGAGGGGGGGCCCCUCUGUGACUGUUUUCUGCCCCUCAGGCUGGCACCAGUAACUCAGCUGUACCCCUGAAAUGAGGGUGCAGCGGGGCCCAUGCACUUGUUUAGUGUCAAGAUGUUGCCCAUUCUGGCUCAGGACAAUACCCAGCCAUACCCAGAGCCAGCUGCAUAGCCCAGAUGUCUUCCUGCUCACCCUCUGGAGUUUUUUCUGUGACUGGGUCUCACUACGUAGUGCAGGCUGGCCUUAAACUUGCUCACGCAGAACCAGGCUGGCCUUGUAAUCUCCCAGUCCGCCUGCCUCAGGCUCCCAAGUGCUGGGAUUCAGGCAUACACCACCAUGCUCAGCCUUGAGGUCACUUUUGUGAUUCUUUCCUUGGGGCAGAAGCCAGGUAUCAUUCCUUCAAAGACCUGCCCCUGCAGUGAGGCAGCUGGGCCGUUCCAUGUGGAGGCCACUGAACCUGAGGCCCCUGCGUUUGUGUGGCUUCCAUACCCUUUCCGAGGGGGCAUAUGAGUCAGCAAGGUGGGAGCUGGGGAUGACGGUAAGGUCCACUGGCCUUCGUGGGGUUAAGUACCAAGGGUGUAUGCAAUUAUGUCACACCAGAUUUCUACACACUGAGCUACCAACCAAGACCCACCAAAGAAAGACUCAAAUGGGAGAAUGGUACUUAGGGAUGAAAAACGGGGCCUGGUCAGAGCUUUGGGGCGCGUCUAUGUGUGCCCACACCCAUGUGUGUAUGUGUAUAUAUAUAUAUGUAUAUGUAUAUGGUUUUGUGUGUAAAUUUGCAAACAGUUUCCUUUUAUAUAUAUAAGAAAAAUAAAGCUUAACUGUGCUAGGAA
Molecule: messenger RNA, 3148 nt
Organism: Cavia porcellus (domestic guinea pig)
Lineage: Eukaryota; Metazoa; Chordata; Mammalia; Rodentia; Caviidae
Gene: Mcam
Product: melanoma cell adhesion molecule
Exons: 16
Coding region: 62-2008 (648 amino acids)
Cellular component (GO): plasma membrane
Molecular function (GO): laminin receptor activity
Source: RefSeq, a predicted model, not a curated record